Aspergillus niger is the source of this 1278-nucleotide messenger RNA. RefSeq lists its product as uncharacterized. The coding region runs from base 1 to 1278 and encodes 425 amino acids. NCBI's taxonomy places the organism in Eukaryota, Fungi, Ascomycota, Eurotiomycetes, Eurotiales, Aspergillaceae. The transcript has 4 exons. The record is from RefSeq and is a predicted model, not a curated record.
AUGGCUGUUAGGCAUACAGGCUAUCCAGGAUGGUUGGGACAAGCAAAUUUGAUCCGGGAAGAGCCAGCGCAGAAGCAGUACCCCAGCAAACUGCAGAUUUCUCUGCUUGGUCUUGGCCUGGUACAGCUGGCCGCCGCAAUUAUCCGCAACGGACAGUCGAAUCAACCUGACCUCCUCGGAAACCAAAAUCCAUGCAACAAUACCACUGAACCGUAUAUCCCGGACAACGUCACCCGCCUCCAAGGCGUCACGCCGUUCGACGGCCGUGUGAUCGGGCUGGCACCUUGGAUAAGCGACGAAUGUUCGCAGGCGUUUCUCAAUGUCUCGCAGGGGACCGUGCCGGCCGCGCUGCUCUUUUUUCUGCCGUCCAACGAUGACAAAAAGCCGCCAGCGGCAAAUGACCCGGCCUGGCAGCUGGGAGGAAGCGCUAGCUGGCAAUCGCAGAGCAACUUUCCGGUGUACGGAAUCCCCGGCGCGGCGGGUGCUACCUUGAUGGAACAACUGUCACGCGACGGGAGUGUGCCCGAUCCCGAUGACCAAGACAACCUAACUGCAUUGUCGUCGUCAGGGGCUAGCAGAUUGAUAGCGGUCAUAGAUAUAGAUAGUGGCGCAAAGAAGAUGCCCAGUAUAUGGGGGUUCAUUCUCGCCAUUCUCGGGACGGUCCUCGUACUUACUAUUAUCCUACUUUUAUUCUACCAACUGGUGCACAGGCGGCAUCAGCGGGAGCUUCAGCGCCGCCUGGAAGCCGGAGAAGCAGACUUGGAGCAGCUAGCCCAGCUUCAUAUCAAAGUUCCGCCAGAAUUCUUGGAGACGAUGCCAAUCUACAUCUACAUGGGCGAUGGUGACGACAACGAAUCGACCCAUGAGAAUUCAACACCUGGGAAUCUACCACGGAUCACCGAACACUCUGCUGAAGACAUAGACCCCAAAACACCCACCGUCGCAAUUCGUGAGGCGGACAAUGAGGCGGAAAAAGCAAUAGACGGCGAGUCCAUCAGACGACCCUCGCAGGCGACAAUAGCAGGCCACCCAGACGCCUAUGUACGGCACAAAAACCGACUCAGCCGACAGCAAACGACGUGCGCGAUCUGCCUGGAUGAUUUCGAGCCGGAUUUAUCAGCAGUGCGUGAGCUGCCGUGCGGACACAUCUACCACCCACCAUGCAUCGAUACAUCCCUAACGCAGAGCAGCAGUCUCUGCCCGCUAUGCAAGAAGAGCGUGCUCCCAAGCAGCUGGUUCAGAUUUCCACCAGAAGACCCAUGGCUGCAACCUCACUAG